Molecule: messenger RNA, 1679 nt
Organism: Achroia grisella
Lineage: Eukaryota; Metazoa; Arthropoda; Insecta; Lepidoptera; Pyralidae
Product: nischarin
Exons: 4
Coding region: 208-1605 (465 amino acids)
Cellular component (GO): cytoplasm
Molecular function (GO): protein kinase binding; phosphatidylinositol binding
Source: RefSeq, a predicted model, not a curated record
GUGGUGUUUGACUGUGUUGUUUAAAACGAUAUUGUGCUAUAAUUUAUUUCCUUCAUGUAUUUCUGAUAAUUAAUUAUUCAGUAUUCCACGUAACUAGGGAAACAAAUAUUACGUCACGCGAAAUGUGAACAUCAAUACAAUCAAUCACUCCACUACUAUAAUUGUAGUUUUCAUAUCGAAUCUUCGCAUUGUGUUUGGUCGUAAAAUAUGUCAUCAUUUGUAAUCCAUAAUAACUCCAGUGUAGUGAGUGUGGAUGAGGCGACAACAAAGGAUGGAGUUACAUACUACACAAUCAACGUUGCAGUGGGCCCCGUCAACUGGAACGUUUCUCAUCGCUACAGUGAUUUUUUAGAGCUCCAUGAAUACUUGGUCACAAACCAUGGGGUGGCGAAAGAGUUACUUCCGCCGAAGAAAGUUAUUAGGAACAAGACCCCCAAAUUUAUCGAACAUAGGCGUGAAGCCCUCAAUGUCUAUCUUAAAAAUAUCUUCAAUUAUUUAAGGCUCUCAAUGCCAUAUGAAUUCGCCCACUUUUUACACUUUCAUUUGUAUGAUAUAUACUUUUUACUGCAAGAUCUAGCAAAGACAUUGUUUUUAGAAGGUGAUAAAUUAUUGGAAGCUGAAAAAUCACACAAAUUUACUCCAUUACAGUUGCAUGCAAUAAGUGAACGAUUGAAAAUGGCCUGCCCGUCUACAGAGAAAGUCGAUCAAAUGUAUGAUUUCAGUCACAUAUUGGAUUACUGUUCACACCUCCAUUCACUGAGUAUAGAGGGAAGUUAUGAGAAAUAUGGUACAAGUAACAUUGUGCCCAACAAUUUACAGUUCACCCUCGUUCCAUUUAAGGGCCUGCUAGAUUUAAACAUAAUGGGAGUACCAAUGGCAUGCAUAGAGAGUGUUGGUACACUCCGCAACACACUUGUCAGUUUAUACAUACAAAUAGCUAAUGUGGUGUCGCUGAAUGAGUUCCUACUAGUAGAUAUUCUACACAAAGAUCCAUCGAGCAUUAACGAUACUCUUAAAUGGAAUAAGCUGAUAAUUGUAAACUUCGCAAGCAACAGUAUAAAACAAGUAGACUGGGCCAUUAAAUUGGUACCGAAAUUACAGCAACUAAAUUUCUCAUCCAACAGACUGACCGAACUCUGCGAUAUAUCGUGUCUCCAUGAACUGAGGGUACUCAAUCUAUCAAUGAAUAAAUUCUCAGCAUGCGAGAACUGGCACGCUAAAAUUGGGAAUGUAGUUAAAAUUGAUCUAUCGCAGAACCAAGUUGUCUCCCUACAAGGUUUCUCACGAUUGUAUUCUCUAGAGAGUCUAGAUUUAAGCUGUAAUCUCAUCACUGAUGUAGAAGAAGUCCAGCAUAUCUGUAAGUUGCCUUGUUUAGAAUAUCUACGGUUAACUGCCAACCCGGUCGCCUCGACCAUAGAUUAUAGAGUGAAAGUAAUAGAACAGUUCAAUGCAAGAAUGGGAGAGCUGUGUCUGGACAACGAGAAGGCAUCCGAAAAGGAAUUAGAUACGGCGAGAGUGUUGCAAGCUUUAAGGACAGUUAAGGAAGGCAAAAUGCCUAGUUUCCUUGAGAAUAACAACACAAGUUUUAGCUUUCGUAACAGUUGACAGUAAGGUUUGUUGAGCUAGUUUGUAGGUUGACGUCCAUUACUAUGUGCUUUACUUGAGGGGACUAAUGUUAU